AUGGAGGCGGCUGCUGCAGGGUUCGGCUCGUGGAUGCGGGGCUUCCUCCUGCCGUCGCUGUGGGAGGCCGAGGUCGCCGUCUCCGCGGCAGCGCUGCUCGUCGCCGCGCUGCUUCUCUUCUUCCUCGACCAGGCGGUCCAGUCCAGCACCAAGUCCUUGCCUUCUUCUUCUUCUUCUUCUUCUUCUUCUCUUGCAGUUGCAGCCGCGGGCUAUCGCCGGGAUGGUGGCGAUGGUCGCCGGCGGCGGGCCAAGGGGAGGCAGGAGGCCGCUGAACUUGGAGGGACCAGCAAUAUUGUUCUUCCGGGUGUUAGCUCUCACUCUCGGGACAGAACCGGCUACGUGAUCAACCUAGAGCUGCUCUCUGCUAAGUACCUGAUCGGCGCCAACUUGAACGGGAGCUCUGAUCCUUACGCCGUCAUCUCCUGCGGAGAGCAGAAACGCUUCAGUUCCAUGGUGCCUAGUUCAAGAAACCCAUUGUGGGGGGAGGAGUUCAACUUCCUGGUCAGAGAGCUCCCGGUUGAGGUAACCAUAACAAUAUAUGACUGGGACAUCGUGUGCAAGUGCAAAGUUAUUGGAUCUGUAACUGUAGCAGUUAUUGGUGAAGACGAAACAGGAGCUACUUGGUUCGACCUGGACAGCAAAUCUGGUCAGAUUUGCAUGCGUUUUAGGUCAGCUAAAGUAUUCCCGACUUCUGAGAGUCUGUUUGACCAAUGUGUUGGAAUCGAGUCCCAGAGAAAGAUGAUACUAAACAAGCAAUACCUGCCAAUGAUGGAAGAUAGUGGUCCUAUACAACCUACAUUUGGACUUCCUCAUGACGAAAUUGUUCACCAAAGCUAUUCUUGUGCUCUUGAGAGGUCUUUUUUGCACCAUGGGCGUAUGUACAUCUCAUCGUGGCAUCUGUGCUUCCACUCCAAUGUAUUCUCCAAACAGUUGAAUGUGAUUAUUCCAUUACAAGAUAUAGAUGAGAUAAAAAGAAGCCAGCAUUCCCUUAUCAACCCAGCAAUUACUAUUUGUCUUCAUACCGGUUCAGGUGGUCAUGGAACACCCCCUUCAUGCAGACAAAAUGGAAGAAUCAGGUACAAAUUCACAUCAUUCUGGAACAGAAACCGCACAUUUCGGGCCCUAGAGAAUGCACUGCAGAGUUACAGGGCAACCUUAGAAGCUGAAAAGCAGGUCAGAAUGCAUUCACUUCAACAAGGAGGAAGCAGUGAUGCCAUCUGUAGCAAAACAGAUGACCUAAAGACAGCAGAAACAAGCAUUGAACGGGCAAAAGCAUUCAAACCUUUCAUCAAUGAGAAUGUUCUUGUAGAUGCAACCAGUAAAACCUUCCCUGGCACAUCUGAGAAGUUCUUCAGUAUCAUAUUAGGUAACAAUUCAAAGUUUUUCCAGCAGUACCGUUCUGGAAGAAAAGAUACAGAUUUAAAGUUGAGCAAGUGGUAUCCCUCAGAUGAGCACGGUGGCAAUAUCCGUGAAGUGAUGUUCAGGUCUCUAUGCCACAGUCCUUUGUGUCCCCCAGAUACUGCGGUGACAGAAUGGCAGCGUGCUUCCUUCUCAAAAGACAAAACAGAUCUGAUCUAUGAGACAAAGCAUCAGGCACAUGAUGUUCCAUUUGGUUCUUACUUUGAGAUUCACUGCAGGUGGUCUCUAAGAACAACCUCCAGUUCAACAUGUGAAGUUGAUAUAAAGAUUGGAGUAAACAUGAAGAAAUGGUGCAUUUUGCAAUCCAAAAUAAAAUCUGGAGCAACUGAUGAGUACAGGAGAGAGGUUUGCAAGAUUUUGGAAGCUGCAUGUGACUAUGUCCUUAAAGAAGAGUCAAACAGCCAAGCAAGCCAUGAAAUUGUAGCAAUAUCUUAAACAUGAAAAACUGUAGUUGUAAAACCAAGUGUAAUUCCCACACGCAGAUACAGCUAACACAUUGAAGGA
This is a messenger RNA of Oryza brachyantha (malo sina), 1923 nucleotides long. RefSeq names its product BAG-associated GRAM protein 1-like. Lineage: Eukaryota; Viridiplantae; Streptophyta; Magnoliopsida; Poales; Poaceae. The transcript is spliced from 18 exons. The coding region runs from base 1 to 1854 and encodes 617 amino acids. The record is from RefSeq and is a predicted model, not a curated record.